AUGGCUCGUUUGAAUGAUUUCAUGGCUCCGACCGAGUCCAUUGAUGCCUUAAAGCGCCGAUUCGUGCGACAGAACCGGGAAAUUGCGCGAGUGAACUCCAUGCAAUCGCUUCGAAUCCGCAGCUUAGAAUCCGAGGUGUCGCAUCUGUUGUCCGAGAACGUCUCCCUCCGAGAACAAGUCAUCACUCUCGGUCAGGAAAUUGAACGACUCGAAGCUGCCAAAAUGCUUCACAAUGGGGUCUACGAGAUCAAAUCCAGACUGGAUGCAAAACUGGCGGAAUUAAGCAACUUGGCCACGGAUCUGGGCAUGCUGCCCCGCAAGGUUGGCAAGCUUUGCGACGCACAGUCCGCGCCCGCCGAUUCGGAUCAGGGGGAAGAUGGGAGGCUUCCGGCCAUCUUGGAGGAUAAAUUCUAUCCACGACGAACCUUGGAGCCGCAGGAACUUCAAGACCUCGUUCGCGACGACGACAUUUCUGAACCCCCGCUUGAGAGCACGUUGACCCAGGACAGAUCUGCGCUGAAAGUGGAGGACCCGACCCUAGAACUACCGGAAAACUCGUCAGCAAGCCCCACGGGAUUUAAUGAGGCCGAAGACCCUGAGCCUGUUCUUCCCCCAACACUGGAAACAAGGAAGAAGAAAAAGAAGUCAGACGCACCGCUCUUCCAUGAGAGCGUGGAGCACCGGGAGCAACCCAAUCCAGGCGGGGACACAGAACCAACUUCAAAACCCGGGUCGAAGCGCAAAUUCAGCCCCGAAGAUGAUGGAGACUUCAUGUCGAGUCUCGUGGGAGAAGACGAUGAAUUUCAAUUCAACCGACCAAGCCAUAGCCCCUCAAAACGGACGGAGCCCAGUCGUCAAGACCAUUCCCCUAGCAAAAAACACGUUGAUAUUAAGAAAGGAUCGGCAACCCAGACUUUGGCGAGAAGAAAAGUGUUGGAACCAAGUAUGAAUGGCCUCCCUCCCUUUAUAUCGUAUGAAUCUCUCCUGACAACCCGGACAGAGAGCGCAAAUGCCAAUCUAGGCUCACCCAAGAAAUCUCGCUCAUCGCUGGCCCGCAACCACAAGGCUUCGCGUCCAGUCAGCGAGAAUGGCGAUAACACAGCUUCCUCCGAGAAAUGCAAGGAUAUCGAGAAGCACGACAACUCGGUGACCCAGAAGGCGCGCCGACCUGGACCUGGUCAUGUUUCGCACAAGCAAAAGCGGGCCAGUCGCUCCGACAAGGACGAACCAAUCCAAAGUCAACCCACCUUCCCACAUGAGAUAUCUGCGGUCCAGACACAACAACCAAUUCCAGAAGUGUCUGGUGUAUCUGCCGCGUCUCGCCCCUCGCGGCGCCAACGGGGCGUGGUCAGUUAUGCAGAGCCCAACUUGCGGGAUAAAAUGCGCCGCCCAACCAAGAACAUGAUCGAUGCAGUUGCAGGGGACCGAUCCCGCAGAUCAUCCAGUUUCCAACCAGGUCAGGAAGGUGAUGCGGAGGAAGCACAGUGGGAUGAUCAGAUGAGGAUCGGCAAUUCUCUGGGCCGCUCGAGUGGUAAACUCCCUGCCGAUCUGGCUCUCGCAGACCACGGAUCAGACAUUUUCUGCAACGACAGCACUUCCGAACAGUACCUGAAAAUGGUAUCUCAGCGAAAACGCAAGGUCUCGUCGACGAUCAAAGACAAUGGCACGUAUAAUAUGCCUACAGAAGAUGCCAAUGGUGGAACUGGGGCCACAGGUAUUGACGUGGAUGCCAGUCUGGCAAGUCUCUCUGCCAAGUCAUCCAAGGAAACGUCGGGGUCCAGGAGGCAGACUCGUCGCCAUUCUUCAAACCCUCGGGCUACCGGUCCAACCGUGUCAUCUCAAGACGCGAUGGAUCAGGAUGAAGCACAGGCCACUAUAUGGACCAAUUCUUCUACCGGCAUGUCAACCUCUUUCCUGCCAGUUGAAUGCUCCCCCGAAGAGGAAGAACUCCAGGAUUCAGCAAUCGAUGCCAGUCAUAUGCGACGGGGACAUCGGGUUGCAGCAAGAAGAAAAAGCAUGAUGCUAUGA
This is a messenger RNA of Penicillium alfredii, 2028 nucleotides long. RefSeq names its product shugoshin family protein. Gene Ontology annotation, biological process: meiotic chromosome segregation. The transcript is spliced from 4 exons. The coding region runs from base 1 to 2028 and encodes 675 amino acids. Lineage: Eukaryota; Fungi; Ascomycota; Eurotiomycetes; Eurotiales; Aspergillaceae. Gene Ontology annotation, cellular component: nucleus; chromosome, centromeric region. The record is from RefSeq and is a predicted model, not a curated record.